Pteropus alecto (black flying fox) is the source of this 4616-nucleotide messenger RNA. RefSeq names its product zinc finger protein 770 (gene ZNF770). Lineage: Eukaryota; Metazoa; Chordata; Mammalia; Chiroptera; Pteropodidae. Gene Ontology annotation, molecular function: DNA-binding transcription factor activity; RNA polymerase II cis-regulatory region sequence-specific DNA binding. The transcript has 3 exons. Bases 347 to 2461 code for a protein of 704 amino acids. The record is from RefSeq and is a predicted model, not a curated record. Gene Ontology annotation, biological process: regulation of transcription by RNA polymerase II.
CGCCGCGCCGGCCCUGCGGACGUGCGCUUGCUGUCUUCUCUGCGCCUCGGCCCUGAGAUGCGCCGCUGCCGGGUCGGUGCCAGCUCCAGGACCUUUCCACUUGGAACCCUUUCUUCCUCUCUGCCCUGGCCAACAGGCCUGUAAAGAGGUAGAAGCCUUUUGUUGAGGCUUCCUUUGCAGUAAGACGAUUGUGUGCGCUGCAUCUACCUGAUCCUCACCUAAUGUCAUUUAAUGGACCACUGGGGAGCCAGUAGUGCUUCUUUUAGCCUCUUUCCUGCACUGUCGCAACAUCUAUGGAGUUUGAGAAUGCUGUGGACCUCAUCAGAGUAUAUCACUGACAAAUAAGAUGGCUGAAAACAAUUUAAAAAUGCUGAAGAUUCAACAGUGUGUAGUAGCCAACAAACUACCUAGAAAUAGGCCAUAUAUUUGCAAUAUUUGCUUCAAGCACUUUGAAACACCAUCAAAAUUAUCUAGACAUUAUCUCAUUCAUACAGGUCAGAAGCCAUUUGAAUGUGAUGUGUGUCAUAAAACCUUUAGGCAACUAGUCCACCUAGAAAGACAUCAACUGACUCAUAAUCUGCCUUUUAAAUGUAGUAUUUGUCAACGCCACUUUAAAAAUCUGAAGACGUUUGUGAAGCACCAACACCUUCACAAUGAAACCUACCAGAAUGAUGUUAAACAGGUCAGAAGAUUGUUAGAGGCCAAGCAAGAAAAGCCAGUGUGUGGAAAGUAUCAUAAUUUUACCACAGAGGAGAAAUGGGCAUUACACCCCUGUAAGUCUGAUCCUACAUACAGCCCUACAAAGAAAAGAAAGAAUAUUCACGCAUGUACAAUCUGUGGCAAGAUGUUUCCAUCACAAUCAAAACUUGAUAGGCAUACACUCAUUCAUACUGGUCAGAGGCCUUUUAAAUGUGUCCUGUGUAGUAAAUCUUUCCGACAGUCAACUCACUUAAAAAUCCACCAACUCACACAUUCAGAAGAAAGACCUUUUCAAUGUUGUUUUUGUCAAAAAGGAUUUAAAAUUCAAAGCAAACUUCUGAAGCAUAAACAAAUCCAUACCAGGAAUAAGACUUUUCAGACUCUUUCAUUAAAGGCGAAGAGUCCAGAAUCAUGUCCCCUGCCUAAUAAAUUAAAUGCAAAGCAGGAUGGUUUUGAAAAUGGUAAUGUAGGUGAAUCUGAGGAGAAUAAUCAACUUGGUGUCCACUCUAUUUAUAUCGUUCCUUUUCAGUGUCCAGAGUGUGAAGAGUGUUUUGAAUCAGAGCAGAUUUUCAAUGGACACAAGUGUUUUCCUGCCAGAGGUGGCAAAAUUCCAAGCAGUUUCAAAAGAAGCUACAACUAUAAAACUGCUGUUAAAAAUAUCUUGGCCAAGCUUAAACGUGCUGGGGGUAAGAAAUUAGAUAAUUUUCGAUCUGAGAAAAAAGUACUUAAAAACAGUUUUUUGAAAAAUUGCGAUCUUACUUCUGGUGAGCAGAACCCUGAACAAACCCAGAGAACAUUCAUGAGUUCUCAUGGCAAACAUGGAACAUAUAAAACAGUUGGCAAUAAAAAGAAGAAAACAAUGACUUUGCCAUUUACUUGGCAAAAGCACUUUCAGAACCAAAAUAUGGGAAAAAACUUGAAAGGUAUCCUUGCAACAGAAAACAUGUUAACUAUGGAUAAUUCAGUGAGUAAUAAAGAUGUAUCUAUCUAUGGUUCAUCAGGUGAGGAAUUCUUUGAUAACUGUGAAAUGCUUCAGUGUGGUUUUUCAGUUCCAAGUAAAAACAUACAUACUGGACAUAAGAUGUGUCCUUGUGACAAAUGUGAGAAAGUAUUUCCGUCUAUAUCUAAACUACAAAGACACUAUUUAAUUCAUACUGGACAGAGGCCUUUUGGCUGUAAUGUUUGUGGGAAAUCUUUUAGACAGUCAGCUCACUUAAAAAGACAUAAAUUAACUCAUAUUGAAAAGAUUCCUUAUAGAAGAUCUCUUUGCCAAGUAGAAUUUGAAAAUUUGAACAAACUUUUCAUUCAACCAGGUGAUAAUAUUAACCAUAAUGCUUCCCAACAAUGUCAGACUCUUGGUUUUCAAAAAUAUGAGGUCUCAGAGUCAGAUCAAAUAUCAGAAGUAAAAGUUAAGGAAGAAUCAGAGGAUUGCAUUCUCGGUACCCACUGUAGGAACAAGCAACCUUAUCUCUUGAACACACUUCUGGAAUCAGAGCAGAGCCAUCGUAGUCAUUGUUGUAGUUAUUCGGGGCGUACUGAGAGGAAUGAUGGCCUUCUUUAUCAAUGCAGUGUUUGUUCUAAAAGUUUUAGAUCUCCAUCUAAACUGGAAAGACACUAUCUAAUUCAUGCAGGGCAGAAGCCAUUUGAAUGCUCAGUAUGUGGCAAAACAUUCAGACAGGCCCCUCACUGGAAGAGACAUCAACUCACUCACUUCAAGGAACAACCACAAGAAGAAAUGGUUGUCUUCAAUUCUGUUAUGUAACUGACAGAACUACUAACACAUUUGUGGUCUCCCUGGUGGUCUUGUUAUUAAAGCCUGUAUCAUUUAAAAUGUAUUUUUAUCAAAACGCCUGCAUUAUGUUGAAUGAUUUUUAUAGGCAGUUGCUUGUUCUGCAGAGUAAAGUGAGAUACACAGAAAAUGUUUUAGGAACAGCCAAAUUAAUUUUGAGAAGAACAUGAUUUGAUACCAUAAAGUAAGUAUGUAUUUUAAUAUAUACUUUGGCUAUGUUGGAAGUGUUAUAAAUCCAUGAUGCGGUACAAAUGGUUCAACUUCAUUUUUUAAAGCUUUAUUCCUUGAGACAUGCCAUCUUCUUUUAGAUAUACUCAAAAACUGAAAAGUAAAAAAUUAGAUUUUGGCUGCAGCAAAUAGCACCAUGAUAUUUUAUUUAUUUUACAUUUCAUAUGAAAGCACAAUUUUGUUCACCUAUGGCUCAAAUUCCAUUGUGAAAUUUUUUCUUGUAAGUUUAAAAAAUAAAGGCAAUAAUAGUGAAAAUGGAUGAGAAAUUCAUAACAUUAUUUUCAUUGAUCUUUUCCAAGCUAUUCUUAGGAUUCUGUGAUAGCUUCACUUUUCAACAGGUGAUUAGAAUCAGUUUUGGGUUUUUUUGCCCAGCCUGCAGUUGUCUUUCCCAAGAGAAUUUAAAAGUAAGAGAGAGGCUAGGAUGCAUCUUCAUACAUUUACCAUGUUUACUUAUCAGGAAUAUAGUCCAAGUGCCAUAAUCUUUUUGAUGAUGUAUGCAGUGUUAUCUUUUCAGAGGAAUAAAUGCAAUUUAUCUAUUUGCUUAUUAAUAAUGAACAUCAGUAGUUAUAGACUUAAGACUCACCUAUAGAUGUGCAUCUCCACAAGAUUUUUACAUUUUAGUAAAUCUUUUAAUGCCUCUUUGAGUGGUCCUGUGACAACUAAAUCUAUUCUGUUAAGUUUGAUCAAAACACAAUUACCAGGUCUAGUUCUAGUUUUUAUUCCUCUAUGUUUUUUGCAAGGUUCUAAUGCUAAAGAAUGUUAUUUCUGAUUCUUGUGAAUUGUUAUUUUAAUUAGUAAGGUAAUAAUUAUUCCUGUGUAGGAAUAAGAUGCUUAUAGAAUUGAGGGCGUCAUCUAAACAAUACUGUCAUGAUUUGGGAAAUAUUUAAUUUUAAACUAUAAAAGACAUAAUCACAAAUUGUCCAUAUUUGCCAUUUUUAAUAAAAUCUUUAACAUUUCCUAGAAAUAAAAGAAAAUAAUUAUUAUCUUUUUAAGGUGAAAAGAACAGGUGGAUAUUUAUCCCAUGUCGGUACUUGUCACCUGUGUAGUAACAAGCCCUCUAUUGAGAAUGGAAAUGAACAAUUCUAAGUUUUGCAACGUACUUUAAGAACUGUCUGUGUGUGGGAAGGGGAGGAGAGGUUGGUCUGCUGCUGCUUUUACAAGUGAAUUUUGAGAAAUUUGGGCUUAAUUUACGGAGAUGAAACAAAAGUACAGAUAAAAUGCCCAAUGAUGUACAGAUGUGCAGGAGAAUCAUAUUUCAAAGAAUAAGUUCUCUUAGGUUUCCUUGAGAUAUGUUUCUCCAGUGCAAGCAAGGUGAUGGUUUACAGAAUUUGCUUUAGACAAAACUUUAAGAACAUCUAUUACAUUCAAGCAAGUAACAACUAGUUCAUAUUUUCCAAGAAUAAUGGUUUAAGGGUUUUUUCCUUUAAUGUGUUUGAAAUUGUGUGUUUUGGGAUUUUCUUAAGCUACUAAUAUAAUUUUAUUUGAAGUUGAUGUCUCAUAUACUCUUUUCCCAACCCAAACAGGGAGAGUCCUUAAAAGUGUUGUGCUUAUAUGAUUAUUAGACUUUAUUUGCCUAAGUGAUACUACUAUACUUUUUUUGGUACAUGCCUUUUUAAGCUGUUUCAUAUUGAAAGUUGGAAUAUUGUAAAAAUUUUGUCAAAGAUGUACUGUAGUGCUAUUUGAAGUACCUGUAACAAAAUACUUAUUUACCUUUACUAUCUCUGCAAGCUUCUUGUGGAAACUUUAUAGGAAUGAAAAUAAACUAUACAUCCAUGAUAAGAUUACAUAUUAGUUGUUAAAUGAUGAUUUGCUGCAUGCCAGAACUGUCAGUGUUGUUGAAUCAAUUACUUUGGUUUUCUGAAAAAAUAAAGUUUAUAAAUGUCUUUAAAGAGAAUUAGAA